This is a messenger RNA of Dibothriocephalus latus, 345 nucleotides long. Lineage: Eukaryota; Metazoa; Platyhelminthes; Cestoda; Diphyllobothriidea; Diphyllobothriidae. The record is from the annotation of a GenBank genome assembly.
AUGAAACCAUCGAACAUCACUAUUCCGCUCGAUAUCAGUCAUCCAGUGCUUGCUAUUCUCGUUGAAAACCAAGGGCAUGUCAACUAUGGAGCAGCCAUGGUGGGCGAUGUGAAGGGCGUCUUAGGAAGCAUGUAUCUUGACGAUCAAGAGCUUUAUUCAUGGACAAUGACGCCGAUUGACACGCGAAACGCAAUCCCAAUCCCUUCUGACCCCAACAGCUCCCCCAUGGGUCCAAUCCUCCCCGAAGUCGGCCAGAUAUUCACGGGAGACCUAGAGGUGCCUGUCACGGACGGGCGACCUGAGGAUACAUUUGUCGUUUUGAAUGGCUUUAAAAGGGUAUGUUGA